UGGUUGACCAAGGUGAAUCGCAAUUUGCGAUUUGCGACUGGUCUUAAACCCUAUAAACCUUUUCCCUCCCUAGCAUGAACACACUCUCUUCUUCCCUAAACCAAAUUUCUUCCACGCCAGAGAUACUUGAAAACCCCUUUCAAAUUUCCAUGCUGUGAACAUGAUUCGUCCUCCUGUCCCUUCUUCACAACAGGUACCCAAUUCAUCUCUCGCGAAUUCCGGCAAUGGGUUUCAAAAUCAGGCCCCCUUCUGCAAUCCAAACCCCCAUUUUAACAAUCUCCCUGGAAACCCUGUUCCCACCAUGCCACCUCCCAUGUUUCAGCCGGGAUUAAUGAUGAAUUUGCAAAACCCUCUCAUGGGGUUGCCUAAUAAUCCUCUUGGUGCUUCCCCUUUUGCUCCUGGCCAUAUGGGUUUUGCAAAUUCUGCUUCUAAUUUUCCAGCUCAGGGGCAGUUCAAUUUGAUGCCGAAUGUGAAUCAGAUGAAUAUGAACUCUUGUUUGCCUCUAGCGCAGUUUUUUGGGCAGAACAUGCCGAAUUUGGUUCAGCAAUUGGGUCAGAAUAUGGGUUUAAAUAAUGGGCAGUUUUGUUUGCCGUUUCAGAAUAUGAAUCAACAUGUAAUUCCUGGACAGAUGAUGAAUAUGUCUCAAGUUCCUUCUCAUACUUCAUAUGGUGGUCCAAAUCAACAAGCUGUUCCAAUGCCUUUCCAGAAUCCUGGGUUCUCUACGGCCCAGCCUUUCGGUGUCAAUCAGGGAAUGCACCCUGUUAACCAGAAUCCCCAGAACUUCAUUCCACAAGCAAUGGGCGGUGCUGGAUCAAAUCAAUUUCCGGCUUCGGUUCAACCGCUACAAGGGAAUUCGACCAUGCCGAUUAACUCUUCCACUCAACCACAACAAGCUAGGAACCUGCAGUCACCUGCUUUCGCUGGGACACAGGGUAAUUCUUCAAUAAGUGAUGGAGGAAAUGGAUUGAAUUCAAUUUCGAAUAAUUCAGCUCACAGGAAUUUCAUGAGGAACUCAAAAAAAGGAUUUCAGAAGAAUCAAACUCAUCAUAUGAAAAAUGAGAAGAAAAGGUUUGGGUUUCCUGGCGGACAGAAAGAGAAAGGUUUUCACAACGAGAGGAGGAACAAAUUUUGUGGCACCAACUCCACAGAUCAAGUGAAAGAACAGAAGAGAUCUCUCUCUUUGGUCUACACGGAUCAAGAAAUUCGGCAAUGGCGCGAGGCACGCCGGAAGAAUUACCCAUCAUCAACCAACAUACAGAAGUUUUCUAUCCUCCAGAAACUCACUGAAAAGCAAACCAACUGCACAUUGGUCAAUCAGGAGGCUCAGCUUUUGCGACAAGAACUGAAAGAGAUUUUAGCGAAGCAGGCUGAAUUAGGAGUGGAAGUUGCCGAAAUACCACCAGAGUAUCUCUCCUACUCAGAGAAACAUGACAAUCGAAAACAACGUGGAGGUCCAUCGACAUUAGGAGAGGAAGCCGAUGGGGCCUCAAUAGAGAAAGAAAAAUCUCAAAACAGGUUAAACAAGAGGGGAAGAUUGAAGAAAAAGAAUCGCCCGAGAAAGAAGGGAAAAUUUGAGAAGCAUUUGUCAAACAAGCCACCAUUAAAGAAAAGAGAACCAACAUUAUUGCAGAAGCUCUUGAAAGCAGAUGUGAGGAAAGACAAAAGCCAGUUGUUACAAGCUUUGAGAUUCAUGGUGAUGAAUUCUUUCUUCAAAGAAUGGCCCAAUAAACCCUUGAAGUUUCCUUCAGUGACGGUCAAAGAAAAUGAAGGUGAGACCAAUGUGGUUGACGAGACCCCUCUGUCUACUGGGAAUUUCAAUCUCCAAGAGACCAACAACAAUUCAUUGGUUGAAAACAAUGGUACUCAUGACAUCAACAGUGAUAACGAAAAUGACAUUGAAGACAGCGACAACGACGAGAAGCUCAAAGGAGAUGGAACACAGGUACUUGAAGAGGAAGGAGAAAUUAUUGACUAAAGUCGAGCCUCUCUAUUGCGACCUCCGGUUUCAUCUGGAUGGAAAGUAAGUGGUUGUUUUUGUAGGUGGAGGUUCUCAAGAUAGAUAAAUGCUGAGGAACAUUUCGAAAGAAGAUGGAAAACAACUUUUAUGUACAAGUUUAAAGGUGUUUAGUUUUGUUAUUGUGAGGUAAAAUUUGUAAGGAAUGACUUUCAUCUAUCUUUUCUUGAGGAUUCUUAAUAGAAAGAAGUAUCUCAUAAGUGUAAAAAAAAGAUAUAUCCAAACUCGUUAUUAUCA
Molecule: messenger RNA, 2251 nt
Organism: Cucumis melo (muskmelon)
Lineage: Eukaryota; Viridiplantae; Streptophyta; Magnoliopsida; Cucurbitales; Cucurbitaceae
Exons: 8
Coding region: 161-1975 (604 amino acids)
Biological process (GO): box C/D snoRNP assembly
Cellular component (GO): nucleus
Molecular function (GO): RNA binding
Source: RefSeq, a predicted model, not a curated record